UCUUGGUUCUGUAAACCUAACCUUAAAGUUGAAUUUUUUUUAAUUUUACUAGAGACAAACUCAAAUUUAACAUUUUCCUGACAUUCCGAUUUGACUUGGUGGGUUACGAUUAGUAUGCCAAAGUAAUGGAUAGUGUUAAUGCUUUGACUUCAGUGCAACCAAAAGAAUGUCCCAGCAAUAUAACUAGUUUUGCUGCUAGAAUUGGUGAAAACAUUACUGAAUUCGUAAUUAUUAAUUUCCAAAACCAAGACCUAUUCCUAAUAACUCAGUAUAACAAAGUAGCGAGUCUAUAUAAAGUUGAAAUCGACAAUCCCACUACUGACUUAAACAUAUCAGAAACGGUGUAUUCAGUUAGUCAUACAAGUGGAAAAGAAAAUUCUGAAGCGUUAGGUGCAAUCCGCUUUCUUGCCGAAAAGUUGAAUUUCAUAAAGACUACCAAUAUAUUUUUGGACUUGAGAAGCUACGACAAGUCUGAUAUCUUGAGUAUUGCUAAAGCUCUGUCUGAAAAAGUAAACAAUGGCUCUUGUUAAACGAACAAGGGUAGAAGAAAAUUUAUUUGGUCAGUUAGUUAUAGGACCACCUAGUUCUGGUAAAACUACCUAUUGUGGAAAGUUAGCCAAGCUUUAUAAGGAAAAAUUGAAUAGAGAUGUUGCAGUCAUUAAUUUAGAUCCAGCAAAUGAAAAUAUGUGUUAUAUUCCUAAGAUUGACAUUAGGCAACUAGUAUCAUUGGAAAAUUCGAUGGCACAAUUUAAUUUGGGACCGAAUGGUUCCUUGAUGUAUUGUAUGGAGUAUUUGGAGGAAAAUUUCGACUGGCUUUUGAAUCAAUUAUCCUCAAUAAAAAAUUGCUAUCUAAUUUUUGAUAUGCCUGGCCAAGUUGAACUAUACACCCAUCACAGUUCGAUAAAAAAUGUUUGUGAGAAACUCCAAAACUUGAAUUAUAAUUUAUGCUGCGUCCAUAUGGUUGAUUCGCACUAUUGUUCAGAUGCUCCAAAAUUUAUAUCAACACUUCUUUUGUCUUUAUCAACAAUGUUGCAUAUUGGAAUUCCUCAUGUCAAUGUAUUAUCCAAGGCUGAUAUAUUGAAAGCCAAUUCUACUAAACUGGAUUUUGGUAUAGACUUCUACACAGAUGUAUUGAAUCUGGAAUAUUUAUUAGAUGUAUUGGAUGAUGGGCCUUUGACAAAAAAAUUCAAAAAAUUGAAUGCUGCCCUUGUCGACUUAGUUCAAGAUUAUAGUCUUGUCUCAUUCAUUCUCCUGAAUGUAUUCUCAGAGAAGAGUUUGAUGAAUUUAAAAUCUGCCAUCGAUAAGGCUAAUGGAUAUAUUUAUGGUAGUGGAGAAGAAAGAAAUAUUCAAUCACUUUUAUCUUGUGCUAUUGGAGCAAGGACUGCAACUGAAAGGUUUGAUGUAGAUUACAUGUGAUAAACUGAUAAUUCACAAAUAUUUAUUUUUCAAAUAAAAAUUUUACAAAACUAA
Messenger RNA from Coccinella septempunctata (seven-spotted ladybird), 1470 nucleotides. Its product is annotated as GPN-loop GTPase 2. Bases 517 to 1416 code for a protein of 299 amino acids. The record is from RefSeq and is a predicted model, not a curated record. The transcript is spliced from 3 exons. Gene Ontology annotation, cellular component: cytoplasm. Gene Ontology annotation, molecular function: GTPase activity. NCBI's taxonomy places the organism in Eukaryota, Metazoa, Arthropoda, Insecta, Coleoptera, Coccinellidae.